UCCUUACGUGCUACUAUUUGGAUUCGACUUCCGGCCAUGAAACCCUCGAUUUCAACCGGUCUCCUGCUACUCAAUGCAGUGGCUAAUGCCGCAUGUCCUUAUAUGGACGGAGGCGCCUCUUUGCGUAAGCGUGGUGAGAGCAGUGGUUCUUCUGGACUGCCCGGCGAUGACGGCUACCUGGAGAAAUUCUACGUUGAGGAUGGGAAUGGUGUGUUUACUACUACGGAUUUUGGUACCCCGGUGGAUGAUACACAUUCCCUGAAGGCUGGCGAGAGGGGCCCGACGCUCUUGGAGGACUUCGUUCUCAGGACUAAGAUUACCAGAUUCGAUCAUGAGAGGGUUCCGGAACGUGCGGGUAAGCUUUCACAUCCUGUUUUGGUGUGUUUGUAUGCUGAUGUGGUUUUGUAGUGCAUGCCCGUGGUGCCGCCGCCCAUGGCUACUUCGAGAGUUGCGCCGACUUCUCAAAUAUUACUGGUGCCUCGUUCCUCGGAGGGGCGGGGAAGAAGACGCCGGUGUUCCUUCGGUUCUCCACUGUUGCAGGAUCGAGGGGUAGCUCGGAUACCGUCCGAGAUGUUCACGGGUUCGCCUUGAGGUUUUACACCGAUGAGGGGAACUACGACAUCGUUGGAAACAACAUUCCGGUUUUCUUCAUUCAGGAUGCCAUUCAAUUUCCUGAUCUCAUCCACUCGGUUAAGGUAUGGUUUGCUCGGAGUGAUUAGCCUUUUAUGGUGCAUGAUGUUGACAUUGGCAUAGCCCCGCCCCGAUAAUGAGAUUCCCCAAGCCGGUACCGCCCACGAUUCUGCAUGGGACUUUUUCGGUCAGAACCCAUCGACUAUGCACACCCUUCUUUGGGCUCUUUCUGGUCACGGUAUCCCUCGCUCUUUCCGUCAUAUGGAUGGGUUCGGGGUGCAUACUUUCCGUUUUGUCAACGAUGCUGGCAAGUCCAAGUUGGUCAAGUAUCACUUCAAGACGAAGCAAGGUCUUGCGUCCCUUGUUUGGUCCGAGGCUUUGGUCCUCAAUGGCCAGAACCCCGACUUCCACCGCCAGGAUCUUUUCGACGCCAUCGACUCAAAGAAUUAUCCGGAAUGGGAGGUCGGCGUGCAAAUCAUGGACGAGUCUGAUGUCCUCAGAUUUGGCUUCGACCUUAACGACCCGACCAAGAUUGUUCCCGUUGAGCUGGUGCCCAUCACACCUAUCGGAAAGCUGGUCUUGAACAGGAAUACAAAGAAUUACUUUGCCGAGACCGAGCAGGCUAUGGUGAGUGAUGAUAUGAUGCGAUCUACCGCCGGUUGUCGGUUCUCUCUACGGAUGCAAUAUUAACACUGGACUAUAGUUCAAUCCCGGUCACGUUGUCCGUGGUAUCGACUUUUCCGAUGAUCCUCUCCUGCAAGGACGCUUGUUCUCGUACGUCGAUACUCAACUCAACCGUCAUGGCGGACCAAACUUUGAACAGGUCCCGAUCGUAAGUUCCCUACGAGUAUAGCUAACGGGCCUAUUACCGUUUUCUACAUCCAUCGAUUACUAACUCAAAAAUUCCAGAACCAACCCCAUAGCCCAGUGCACAACAACAACCGUGACGGUGCCGGCCAGAACAUGAUCCAUCUUAACACUGCCCCCUACACACCCAACACCCUGAACGGAGGCUUCCCCAAGCCCGCGACCCAAAACGCUGGGCGUGGCCACUUUACCGCUCCUGCGCGGAAGAUCGUCGAUGCACACUAUGUUCGCAACAUCUCGCCCACCUUCCUCGACUACUGGUCGCAACCCCGUCUCUUUUUCCAAUCCCUGGUGCCCGCGGAGCAACAGAUGGUGAUCAAUGCGGCACGCUUCGAGCUCUCGAAGGUCUCCUCGGACGCCGUGCGCAAGGCCGCAAUCGCCCAGUUCAACAAGAUCUCCAACGAGUUCGCCGCGCACGUCUGCAAGGCUCUGGGCUUGGCGCCACCGGCGCCGGAUUCCGCCUACUACCACGAUAACAAGACCUCGGGAGUUUCGACCUUUGGUAACCGGCUUCCUUCCAUUAAGACCUUGAACAUCGGAAUCUUGGUCACGACGGCUUCGCCUGCAUCGCUUGCCCAGGCCGAGACCCUUGUCAAGGCGUUUAAGGGUAAAGGCGCCGUACCCAAGGUCGUCGGGGAGUACAUCACUUCCGGAGUCGAUAUGACGUACUCGGCUACCAAUGCGGUCCUCUUCGAUGGGGUAAUUGUCGUGGACGAAACAAACAAAUUGUUCACCAAGGCCGGCGCGUCCACAUUGUUCCCUCCCCAACGGCCGACAGAGAUUGUCCGGGACGCCUUCCUCUACGGAAAACCUAUCGCCGCCAUUGGGACUGGAAAGGCCGCUUUCGAAGCGUCGAGCAUUGAUUGUGGUCAGGAGGGUGUGUACUGUGUCGACAACAAGGGUCUCUCUGGGUUGCCUGAUGCUUUCGAAGAUGGCUUGAAGACUUUCAAAUUCUUGGGGAGGUACCCGGUUGAUAAGUGAUUUUGAAGUCUUGUAAUAUAUUAUUUUUCUCUUUCAGCGGGGGUUUUUUUUAUUUUUUAUUUUAUCCAAUUCGAGUUUCGGUUUUAGUUUCCUUAUUCAUUUCACUUUUUUCUUCUUCUUUUCAAACUUUCCUGGGCCGGAAGUAAUGGUUUCUCCUCCCUCUUCGGGGGGAUUAAAUAAAAUUGGAGUCAAAGAUACGUUUUGCACGGUGUGCUUUUUCUUUGUUUGCCGUUUUGAUCCGGCAAUAUAAUAUUCAUCUAUUCCUGUACUGUACAGUUUACUACAAUUAUACCGGUAUUACUCCAGUUCUGUUUUCCGUGAAGGGAAGAGGGAAACAGAAUCCUCGUUUGACUAUCGCGGGUGAUAUCCAAUUGCGUCAAGACGGGACUCGCCGUCUGUAAAAGCGAGCGUGCGGGGUGGGUG
Messenger RNA from Tuber aestivum (summer truffle), 2901 nucleotides. Lineage: Eukaryota; Fungi; Ascomycota; Pezizomycetes; Pezizales; Tuberaceae. The record is from the annotation of a GenBank genome assembly.